This is a messenger RNA of Sphaeroforma arctica JP610, 1551 nucleotides long. RefSeq lists its product as hypothetical. The coding region runs from base 1 to 1551 and encodes 516 amino acids. Lineage: Eukaryota; Ichthyosporea; Ichthyophonida. The record is from RefSeq and is a predicted model, not a curated record. The transcript is spliced from 7 exons.
AUGGAUUGGGAUUUAAAUAAUAUUGAAGAAUUGAUGAAAGAUAUCGAGCACGCACCCUGCCGAGCCGAGAUAGUUGCGCUAGGAAUGUCGUUUGGGAAUAUGGAGGGCUGUGUCAGCCAGGUAAAGCACCAAAACGACCUCGCCAACAUGUGCGAAGACUCCAUAUACGAAUUUAUCGAUAUUGCGGGAGAAGUUCUCAAGAAAGAGAAAUGCUUAAAACCACUUAAUGAGUUUGUCAAUAUGAAGGUGAUCAAAAUCGAUAUGAUGCCUGUCUUCAAAGUCUUCACAGAUGCCUACGACUGCUCACAGGGUAAAGUUGCAGAAGCAAAGACUGAGUGUCAGAAACAAGCGAUCCCUGAACUCAGUGAGAUUCUUAAUGACUUCGUGAAUGAGAUCUUUGAAGGUGUUAGUGCUGAUUUCCUUCAAACGAUUGAAGAGUUCGGGGAUUCGUUUGCCGCCCUGUGGCAGUGCGGAAGGGAUGCACCGUCAUUAGAGAGCACUAUUUCCGCAGAUGAUUUUAGCAUCUUUAGUGACAGGUCCAGCAAAAUGCUAGAUUCUUUAAAUAAGUGGCGCGGGGACCCCACCAAGAACACAUUUUUAGAUGCCAACCAAAUGUGGGUGUUACAGAGGAUAAUGGAAGCGGUAGACGAGAAAGGGCCAAUGACGAAGGGCAUUUUGUACAAGAUCAAGCCUUCUGAUGUCUCCGAUCUGCACCAAUGCAAGGGACAGUAUGUCGCUACCGUAGCUGCCCUGGAUAAGGUUCUAUCGGAUGAUGCCAACAUGAUGCAGCUCACAUCGGUGGUGUUUGAUCGAUUGCUGUUCCUUAAUCCUUUGCGUCCGUUUGUACAAGCGUUCGUGGACACGGCACCUACACUCACUAUGCAAUUGCUGCCCGACGUACAAUGUCUAUUCGAAUGGGAUACUAACAAGAUGCCGUCGUUAUAUACCUGCAUGAGUACCAUCGGAGACGCCGCUCAGGCGUAUACUGCCGAGCUGGCUGCAGCCAAAGAACGUGCUGACGCCUCAGAGCGUCUGCAUGGUUGGGAUGACACAAUUGGCGGUCCAACCGGCGAGGCAGCAGAUAAUGCAUCAACACUUAAGGUAACGACAGGAACGACUGACAAGGCCGUUAAGCCAACUGCAGCAAGUGACAAGACCGCCAGUGUGACUAGUAAGCAGGGUACAAAGACGGGUACGGUCACCCAGGCUUCAACAGGUGUGGAUGCGGUGGGAGCUUUGGGUGGCGACAAGGACGAUGCUACAUCGAAUGCAUCUGUGGGUGUAGUCGCGACGGACCCGCCCGCUGCUGCGGAGCCGACCAAACACUCGCAUGUCUUCCGCCACUUCUUGUACGUUGUCGCAUUCGCCUGUCUGGGUGUGGUGGGAGCUCUUGCUAUGCGUGUGCAAAUGAGGAAGUCAGCAAUGUACACGGCGAUUCCCGCUAACGAAAGUGAUCAUGACAUGUUUGAUGUGGAGUCCCGUGGCCUCUUGAAUGAUAUGGGGAGUGACGACGAUGAUAGCAGUGAAGAUGACGAACCAAUCGCACUAUAG